CAGCCUCGGUAGGCUAGCUUAUGAACCUCACAGUGUUUUAGCAUAUCUCAUUUGAACUUACUUUUAUUUAUUAUAUAAAUAAACGAACGAACUAACAAAGAUGUCUAAACUAACGCUUAUCAGAUUGUGUUUCUGGCUUUAUCUGGUGCGAACGGUGGUCUCCGAAGAGUAUCUUUAUCUUAAAGUGGGAGGUGAGCUGGUGUUGACACCGGACAAAUCCACAGUGCCUGACCCCAUCACAAGCAUCCUAUGGAGGCAUGGGAGGAACAAGGUGGCAGAGUGGGACCAGGGUUUUGGUCUGGACAUCUAUGGUGCCUUCAAAGAGCGUACAACCCUGGACCAGACUACUGGAGAACUGAGAAUCAAAGGAUUGAUGAAAACCGACAGUGGAGUUUAUUCUGUGGAGUUCAACAGCAAACAGCCUGACAAGACAUAUAAACUAUCUGUUAUCAAGGCAGUCCCCAAACCCACAAUCACUUCUUCCUGUAACGCCAACCAAACCUCCUGCACUCUGACCUGUGAGGGCGACACCACUGAUGCUGAACCAGUCACCUACAGCUGGAAAGUGGGAGAGAGAGCAUGGGAGGUCUUAUACAAACAGAGGAAUGUCUCUAAGAGCAACACUGGCAAAUCAACCAAUGGUUACAAGUACAUCUGCAAGCUGAAGAAUGCUGUUAGUGAGGAAGUCAGUGAGGUGUUUGGUCCAGAGUCUUCCAGUAUCGGUGCUGUUGUUGCUCUGGUUGUCUGUCUCAUUGUAGUAUUUGCUGUCAUAACAGGAAUGUUGGUGUGGAAGAAAAAGACAGGAUAUCCCCAAGACACCUGGAUCAACUUUUUGAGAAAGUAUUUUGGUGGAAUGUUUGCUAAAGGCAGUGAUGUAGUCCAGCCAGAACAAGGGAAAGGCAAUGCAGAUAAAGCUGAAAAGGGGAAGGCAGAUAAACCUAGCAGAUCCAACAGUCCUAAAGAUGAGUCAAAGCCUGAGGCUAAAGGCAGUGAUGUAGUCCAAUCAGAACAAGAAGCCACUCUGUUGAAGUAUAAAGACCACCAGUAAAGAAUCCAGUAUUUUAGGAUGCUGGUGGUCUUCCUGGUGGGUAACUGAGGACCAGAAACAUGGGGUUUGAAGGCUCUCACUACAUAACUCCAUAUCUGUUACAUUGAGACAAACGACCAAGAAGAGAGAAACAUUUUUGAACUGUUGGAAAUGUUUUUCAUGAAAUGUAAAAUGAAGGGAAACAACAGGCAAAUAUUUCACAAAGUAACAUGCAAUCAGAUGAAGUACAGUAAGCUACAAAGUAUUGGUACAGACAUCUUUUGUUGUUUUGGCUCUGUACUCCAGAACUUUGGAUUUGAAAUUAUACAAUGACUAUAAAGUUAAAGUACAGCUUUGAGGGUAUUUUCAUUCAUAUCGGUUGAGCCUAUUAGAAAUUGCAGCACUUUUUGUACAUAGUCCCCCCAUUUUAGGGGACCAAAAGUAUUGGGACAAAUGAACUUAUGUGUAUUAUUGAGUCACUUUUAUUCUAAAUAAGAAAAUAAUGUUUUUAAACACUUUUACAUUAACAUGGACGCUACCAUGAUUACAGAAUCCUGAAUUAAUCCUGAAUAA
This is a messenger RNA of Salvelinus namaycush (lake trout), 1600 nucleotides long. RefSeq names its product T-cell surface antigen CD2-like. The coding region runs from base 101 to 1048 and encodes 315 amino acids. NCBI's taxonomy places the organism in Eukaryota, Metazoa, Chordata, Actinopteri, Salmoniformes, Salmonidae. The transcript is spliced from 12 exons. The record is from RefSeq and is a predicted model, not a curated record.